Messenger RNA from Doryrhamphus excisus (bluestripe pipefish), 1088 nucleotides. It is a transcript of the gene avpi1, whose product is annotated as arginine vasopressin induced 1. The record is from RefSeq and is a predicted model, not a curated record. Lineage: Eukaryota; Metazoa; Chordata; Actinopteri; Syngnathiformes; Syngnathidae.
GCCCGCCUUUCUAACGCUCUGAUUGGUCAGACUUGAAAGCUUCUGCCAGCCCACUAUGGAGGAAGUUGUGUUCUCAUUGGUUAUUAGGCGGCAGUCAUUUGUGACAACACAGCCGGCUCAAGGGCACACAGACGGAUCGCAGAACUAAACAAACGUCGCUGCUGAACAUUACGUACUCAACAUCGAAAACAACAUCGUACGCUACUGCAUCGGUUGAAAUGUUACAAUAUUAACGUUUUGUGGAUAUAUUACAUUUUUGGCCGAGCCCUUGCAUGCCACCUUUCCCUGUAAUUCCCUGGAUGGAUCCCGGGGCUUCCUCCCCACCCUCCACGGUGGUAGCUGGCCCCUCCUCUUUGUGGCGGCUGGCCGAGAGGCGAACACGCAAGGCUGGCUCGGGGAACAUUUUCAGCAACGUUAACCUGUGGCAGCUUCAGAGACUUUUUAGAGCGGCUGGGGACCAGGACGCCGAGCAGAGGGCACAGCUGGUUUGGGCACACAGGGACGAGUCUGAACUGGCCCAGGCCUUGAUAGGACUCAGGGCACGGAGUCACCGCAGAGGGCUGAGGACAAAUGGGAGGGACACACUGGGGGCACACUGGCUGCGUGCCUUCAAUCAUCUCAGGAUCGGGGAGGGCUUCCAAAGUAGCCAACAAAAGAACUCUGCAGAUGAGAAGGAUUCCGAAGCAGGUUCUCACAGCAUCGAAGAGCCAUAUCAGCACACAAAUGAGACAACAGCAAGACCUACAGGGACCACCGUGGUACUAAAUGAAAGCCAAGGCCUCAGAGGUCUAUGUGAGAGACCGGGUCGAGCCGGUUCAGGCCUGAGGCGAGGAGACAACGACCCCGAGAGAUACCUCCACAGAAUAAUUCACUGAAUAGCCGGAAACCUCAGGGAGACAUCUGGAACUUCUGCACAUAAUCUUAGGCAGAAGAACCAAGUUUGAUUAACUUCUAGGAAGUCUUCACUGCUAGUUGGCAAUAUAGCAGCACUACAAGUAUACAAAAACACUAAAUAAAGAAUAUUUGUCAGCAUAGGAGAAUUAGAUUUUUUAAAUGUGUAAUAAAGUCUUUAUUGUGUUUUCUCCUGA